UCAUAUCAAAACAAAACGAACUAUUUUUAUUACUAAAAUUGUGUUCGAGUUUUACAAUACAUGGAAUACUUUUAAUAUAUUUUUACAUUCACUAAAUAUGAAUAAUACGAAUAUGUAUGGCUGGGGUGCCAAUUCUCACGGCCAAUUGGGACUGGGCUUUUCUUCGGAAAUGUGUGAAAGUCCGCAACUUGUUGAAUCUCUUCCAUUCAGUACGGAUCAAAUUGUGACGAUAGGUGCCGGUGGUGGCCAUACACUGAUAUGCACCGUUGACGGUCGAUUAUUCUCAAGCGGUUGGAACAAUCGUGGGCAACUGGGCCUAGGCCAUACGGAUGAUGUUAGUCAAUUCACACUUGCGGGGCAGUACAGUUUUGUAUCAGUCAUCUGUGGCUGGGAUGUCUCGGGAGGAAUUACCGCUCAGGGAGAACUGUACCUGUGGGGGUCAAACGUGUGGCUGCAAAUUGCCGAUAAAGGUGUAAAAUUUUACACAACACCCACCAAAUUGGACCUACCAGCAGGCGAGAAAGUGAAGAAAAUAUGUUUCGGAUUGAGACAUACUUGUUUAUUAACGGAGGAUGGCAGUUUGUUAUUGCUGGGAAAAUCCAAAUGGCUGCAAAAUGAGGGCUUGCAGAGCAUAGAUUUUGGUGGAAUAGAUUUUUACGCUUUGAGAUUCUCCGCAAAGAUCGACGAUGUUGUAAGUGGCGAGAAUCACUUAGUUAUUCUGGUGGGAAGGACAACGAUAGUAUGCAGAGGCGAUGAUAAAUUUGGCCAGUGCUUAAAAGGAGUAGAUGUCAACCCUCACAAACAGGAGAUCAUAAAACUGCAAGCGGGCUGGUCGCACUCGGGUUAUUUGACAAACAACGGUCAGGUUUACCUGUGGGGUCGAAAUAAUUAUGGCCAGCUGGGCGGGGUAGUGGAUACAAGUCGUAAUGGACCGUCAUUGUUGAAUGUCGAAAGUGAUGUACGAGAUUUUUGCCUGGGAUCGCAGCACGGAAUUGCCAUCGCAGAGGAAGGUGUCCACGCUUGGGGCUGGAACGAGCACGGCAACUGCGGUACAGGAAAUAACGAAAAUGUAUGGGCACCAACCAGAAUGAAACAUUUGAAGUCUAUUGAUACUGUUGUCUCUGGAGCAGCGUUUUGCUUCGCAUUGCAAAAAAGAUAAUUUUUGUCCAGCAACAAUGGAACACAAUCAGGUUAACUGUUUGCUUGGUGAUUGUCUGAGUGCUUGAGAAAGUUUAAUGCCCAAUAAUUAGAGCGAAACGUAAGAAGAAUCUAAAGUUGUUGCUAGCAAGAGGUUACAUUUAUGGAUAUAACAAGGCUUCAUUUAUAGACAUAACAAGGCUACAUUUAUGGACAUAACAAGGAGCACAAGUAAUACAAAUAUUUGUAAAUAAUGAAUUUGUAAAUAAAACAGAAUAGAUAUAUUC
Messenger RNA from Malaya genurostris, 1424 nucleotides. RefSeq lists its product as uncharacterized. The transcript is spliced from 4 exons. NCBI's taxonomy places the organism in Eukaryota, Metazoa, Arthropoda, Insecta, Diptera, Culicidae. Bases 98 to 1159 code for a protein of 353 amino acids. The record is from RefSeq and is a predicted model, not a curated record. Gene Ontology annotation, cellular component: cytoplasm. Gene Ontology annotation, molecular function: guanyl-nucleotide exchange factor activity.